AUGAAUGUAUCUGUUCUUUUAAAUAUUCCUAAUUUGGUAGGGUACAUAAGAUUACUCCUGCUAGUCAUUGGAAUAUUUCAAGACACCAAAUUAUUCUUAACGUUGUAUGCCAUCUCUUCCUCUUUAGACUUUUUAGAUGGGUAUCUGGCACGAAUGUUUAAUCAAGAAUCUGUACUUGGUGCAUGUUUAGAUAUGUUUACUGACCGUAUCUCAACUGUAAUAAUUUCUUUAAGGAUCAUGAAAGAAAAAAAACAAAUGCAAAAAUUUAUAAGUCUUUAUGUUUUGAUAGACCUCUUUUCACACUUCACACAUUUCUACAUAUCUUCAUUGGAUAAUGUUCAUCAUAAAAAUGCUAAUAAUAUAAUUCUAAAAGUGUAUUAUUACAAGCCUUUUCUAUGUUUAAUAUGUUUUUUUUCUGAAUGCUUUUUUAUACACACACUUUCUGAGUAUAAAUUUGGUAUAAUCUACAGAUUUACAUAUUAUUGUACUGUUAUGAAAAUGAUCUUUCAUAUUGUACAAUUAAUCGAUGCACUGUUGAAAUUAUCUGAUUAUAAAGAAAAAGCAAUGUAA
Vairimorpha ceranae is the source of this 570-nucleotide messenger RNA. Its product is annotated as phosphatidylinositol synthase. The transcript has a single exon. NCBI's taxonomy places the organism in Eukaryota, Fungi, Microsporidia, Nosematidae. Gene Ontology annotation, biological process: phosphatidylinositol biosynthetic process. Gene Ontology annotation, cellular component: membrane; Golgi apparatus. The record is from RefSeq and is a predicted model, not a curated record. The coding region runs from base 1 to 570 and encodes 189 amino acids. Gene Ontology annotation, molecular function: CDP-diacylglycerol-inositol 3-phosphatidyltransferase activity.